UUGCCUGGUAACGCUACCAGCCUACCCGCUCGCCUGCCAGCCGGCUAGCUCGCCAGCCGUGCUCCCUCUCGCCGAGCGUCCAGUCGCGGCACAACACUCGGGGGGUAUUGAUCGGACAAAGGACCUUCCGGCCGUCUUUCUGUCUGCCUGACCGGCCAGUCCCCAACUGACCGUGGCAGCGAUCGCAGCUGAACAGCAAACCGAGAAGACAGUUACAGCGUGUACACGGUCGUCGUCGUUCGCAAAUCCUCUGCGCAGCUGCUAGAGAGACGUACUGUCCGGUGGCGAAAAGUAUCACGUACUUCCGCUGACACCGGUAGCAGGUGAGGAGCUGCCAGCAUCACCACAGCCGCGGAAGUAACGACGCCGGCGUGGACGAACAACAGGACUCGCGCACGCCGUCUCCAGCAGCAGUCAGCAGUGUGACGCGUACUCAUGUAAAGUUUCGUGUGUCGACCGACGCGUGUUGCCACUGCAAGAAGUAAACAUUGUUGCCUGCAGAGGUAUAUAUCUUUGUUAUUAACUCGACAAGAGUAUAUCAGCAGCAGACAGAUUUGAAAUUAUUGUCGUGUUUUAGCGAGUGGCUCACUCUUCGUGUGACUGUGUUGUUGUUGUUGUUCUCGUUUGUCGUCCUAGGCACAAGUAACACUGUGUGCCGGCAGUGAUAUCGUGGCGGCGUGGCGCAUCGCCAUGGCGAGCGCGAAGACUGCGCCGUCGCUAGUGCCUGUUAAAAGGCCCAUUCGCCAGCUGUCUGUGCUGGAGAAGCUAGAGGCGAUCGAGCGUGUGCACAAUGGGGAGUCGAAGGCUUCUGUGGCACGCGACAUCGGUGUGCCCGAGUCGACACUGCGAGGCUGGUGCAAAAGCGAAGACAAGCUGCGUAACGUAGCGCAGUCCUGUGGAGGUGGUGGUGGAACGCCGGACUCUCAACAUUCGGGCGGUGCCGCAGAAUUAGCAGAACUUGACGCACUUGUGGAACAAGGAACCUCCGGUGAUCAUCCAGCCAUUAAACGAAUGAGGACGGCGUCCGAUGACGAGAAGGCUUCUGUCGCUGCCGUCGCCGCCGCUUCCGAUAUAGAGGAUUCUUUGUGGUACUGGCUGAAACAGGACCACCAGCAUGUGAGUAAUCAGCUGUUCGCAGUGGCAGCGGCGGACAAGCUGGCAGCAGCAGCGGCCGCUGGGGCGGCAGUAGCGGCCGUCGCCAACGGCGGAAGCGGAGGCGGCGUCGCCGGGGGAGCAGCGUCUGCGGCGGCACCGGCCAACGCCGGAUGGUUCUGGCGUUGGUAUAAGCGAUACGGCUACACGCAAUAUCCCGGUGAUCCGUUGGCGGCUCUUACAGCCGCUCCCGCACCGGACCUCAGGGCUGCGGGGGCGGCGCUAAACGGUGGUGGGGGCGGCACGGCCUCCAGGUCAGCGGCGCUUCUCGACAGCGUGCUUCUCAAUAACAACAAUAACCUGGCUGCAGUCGCUCCUGCAUUCAACAACAAUCACGGAAAUACCAAUACGUCAGCGACGACGCACCACGACCAGCACAAUAGCGGCGCCAGUAACGGUACGAACGCGAAUGGCAGCGCCGGCAACAACAACGGAUCGUCGGACGAGGACGACGAGCUGGACGAGUCGGACGAACCACCUGCAACGGCGGCGGAGGCCGUGACGCACGGAGAGAAGUUUCUCCGGUGGCUGGAAUGCUGCUCUGAUCCUAGCAUCACAGCUAUGCAGAUUCUUCAGUUUCGCUACUUGCUCAACAAUGUGCGGGCGUGCGCCGAUCGACGUGCGAGACAGACAAAAACGAAAAAAGCGCGCUCCAGGAGAAAGUAAGUGGUACGCAGCUCGUUUUUACCGCGGUGUUGUGACGUUAAUUCGAGGGAGCAACAAAUGGAUUAUGCUCCCUUACGUGGGAAGGAACUGUAGUGAAGCUUUACCUGUUUUGUUGUUGAUAUUCGGUGCAGCAGUUGUACUGUAUGUAAUCAACGUCGGUCGUGUUUUUCAGGGUGUAGACUUUUCACUCCUCGACAGUUUGAAUGUUUCUUGACAUUGCGUAAUAUUAAUUUAAGGAACGCUAUCGCUUUGGACAUGAUUUUAUUAAUGCUUUCUAGGAGAAGGCUGUUACAUUUGUUUUGUAGCGUUGGGUACAACGUGCAUAUAAAAACCGGCAGUUCAGUAGUCAGUUUUUGACUAACGAUAUCGCUGUUUUGUAGCGCUUUCACAGAUAUGUUCCUGUAAAAUUUCUGACAGUUCCUGCGCACUGAGGCGCCGGCCACUUGCGCCACUACUCUUCACGUAAACACAAGUGUGACGAAGUUGAAACGUUUUUUACUGUUUUUAUUCUUGUCGUUGAAACGUUUCGUAUAUAGCCUUAAUGAUUUACUAAACUAUCCACAGGUUAAAAUCCUCCAGAAAAUGAGUUACUAAUAGCGAUGCUGUCAUACGAAGGCCCAGGCACCACUAAAGGUACUGUUACUGCGCGGGUUUAAAUUUGCUGCAAUUUUGUGUUGAUAUUGACAUUUAGCAAUAAGUGUUCAACUUACAAUUCUGUUAUAAAUUUGUGUUAAUCGCUUUAGUUGUCACAGAAAACCAGGCAGUUGAAAUAUUAUUGCCCCUUAACUGUUUCCAUACAGUAACUGACAUGCCAAAGUAUAUUUUGUUUAGUGGGACGUUAAAACUGAUUUGCGGGAUGUUACUAGAAUGUCUUUAGGCUGUGUAACCAGUUCUGUAUUUUGGUUUAUGAAUUUAUAUAAAAUUUUAUGUUGAAUAUACAGUGAGCAAAACCAUAUUACUGUAUUUCUGGGUACACACACACACACACACACACACACACACACACACAAAAAAAACCACUUUGACA
Schistocerca piceifrons (Central American locust) is the source of this 2845-nucleotide messenger RNA. RefSeq names its product protein distal antenna-like. The coding region runs from base 691 to 1818 and encodes 375 amino acids. Lineage: Eukaryota; Metazoa; Arthropoda; Insecta; Orthoptera; Acrididae. The transcript has a single exon. Gene Ontology annotation, molecular function: DNA binding. The record is from RefSeq and is a predicted model, not a curated record.